UAUCCUACAGUGUUCCGGCGAGCUUCUUGAGGGGAGCUUAUGACUACCGGCGCAGUAACUAGUCAAGCGACCGCUGCUGCUGAGAGCAGUUCCGUUAUACUUGGGACAGAAUUUUCCCUACAUGCUCGUGAUGCAAGGUUUUCUUGUUGGAUUGUAACCCCUUCCUAUGUUUUCAGAUGACUCUGAAAUGGCUCUUUUAAGCGAAGAACAGUUGGAUGGGCGGCUGUCACCUGAGCUAUGGCCCGAGCCAAUACCUGGAGUUAUGGAAUUCGCUGCGCUCCUUUCGCCUGCACACACAAGGAGCACAAAGCCAAAGUGGGCUCUGGACGAAGACGGCCUAGUCAUGCUGCAAGGCCAGAGAACACACCUGGGUCACACUGUGGGGCAACCGUGACGAUUGGAGCAGUCGGACAAGCCGAAGCCGUUGCAGUGGCGGGCUCGUCACCGGGAGAACUUGGCAGCUUGACUGCAGCAGCACUGCUUGAAAAAGUAAAGGACCUUCAGAACCUUGCAUACAAGCUGGGAAUUGAAGAAUCUCGGGAAAUGACAAGAGGUCGCUUCCUAGACAUUCUUCGCAAGGAUAAAGAAGAGGAACAAGAGGUGCUGGUGUACAGUGACGGAAAGAAAUGUUUGGAAAGGCGGCUGUGCGUUUGAUAUGCACAGGGAUGCCUUGUCGUUAUUUGGUCAUGAUCAUGGGCACUGCAAGUGGAGGACUCCGUUAGGCCCGGCUGCACUGCUGUUUGUUGGCUUGAGUUCAUCUGGCCAUUCGCAUCCACCAGUGAAGCAAAUCUCGCACUACGGGAAUGAUUUUGCCAGGGUGGAAAGCGUAUGCACAUUGGAGAUCCUUGCCAUCACAUGCAUGUUGUAUUUAGGUUACAAAUUACUAAACUUGAUUGCAGGUCUAAGAAAUGUAGCGUUAGUAACUUAUUACUGUUACUUGUCGACCAAUAUGUGUGCUGUGUUUUCAUUGAGCAGAUAGUGAAACAUGCACACAUGUCUCAUUGUGCAAAGCUUUGUGCUGCAUAAAUAAUAGCACACUACAGAAUCAUAUUAAUUACUCUACUUUAUGGCAAGUUGAAUUAAUUUACAUUUAGUAACAUCUUCAGUUGAAGCAAAAUGCAUGCUGACUGAAUGUUUCAAUUGAACAGUCGAUAAGUGAGCUAAUAAAGGGGAGCAUGCUUCCAUUGCACAAAAUUAUAGAAUAAAAAAAAUUGAACACUCAACAGAAUUAUGUAUAUAGCAUAUCAGCUACAGUACUUCAUGGCAAAUUUAUUAAAUUUACCUUUAUUAACUUUUUUCUUUUAAGCAAAAUGCGUGCUGACUGAAUGCUUCACUCAAACAGAUGAUAUUUGAGCUAAUAAAGGGGUGUAUGCACA
Messenger RNA from Dermacentor andersoni, 1376 nucleotides. NCBI's taxonomy places the organism in Eukaryota, Metazoa, Arthropoda, Arachnida, Ixodida, Ixodidae. The record is from RefSeq and is a predicted model, not a curated record.